This is a messenger RNA of Pneumocystis carinii B80, 921 nucleotides long. RefSeq lists its product as hypothetical. The transcript is spliced from 8 exons. Gene Ontology annotation, biological process: mitochondrial protein processing; protein quality control for misfolded or incompletely synthesized proteins. Gene Ontology annotation, molecular function: metalloendopeptidase activity. The record is from RefSeq and is a predicted model, not a curated record. The coding region runs from base 1 to 921 and encodes 306 amino acids. Gene Ontology annotation, cellular component: mitochondrial inner membrane. NCBI's taxonomy places the organism in Eukaryota, Fungi, Ascomycota, Pneumocystomycetes, Pneumocystales, Pneumocystaceae.
AUGACGAGAUUUAGAUAUAUUUCGGUCAAUAAACAAAUAUUCUAUCAAAAUUGGGGGUCAAGAAGAUAUAUACAUUAUGAACGUUUUAAGCGUUCGGGUUUUGGUGUAGAAAACCGAGGUUUCUGGUAUAUUUCGGGAGCAGUUUUAUUGGGAGCAGGAGCAUAUUAUUUCUCACAUAUAGAAUAUGUUCCAGUGUCGAAUAGAAGAAGAUUUAAUGAUGUAUCACCUGAAUUUGAGAAAAAAAUGUCACAACAAACAUAUAGACAAAUUAUGAGUCAAUAUAGAGGCCGAAUUCUGCCACCUAAUCAUCCAAUGACACGUCGUGUACAGCAAGUGAUGAUACGAUUAAUACGUGCAUCAAAAUUGAAAGAUAUAGACUGGGAAAUUCAUGUAAUUGAUGAUCCACAACGAAAUGCGUUUAUUCUUCCAGGAGGAAAAGUAUUUGUAUUUUCAGGAAUAUUACCAAUCUGCAAGAAUGAAGAUGGUCUUGCAGUGGUUCUUGCACAUGAAACGGCACAUCAAAUUGCACGUCAUUCAGCAGAAAAGUUAUCGUUUACAAAACUUGUUCUUUUUGGUCAUUUUAUUCUAUCUCUUUUUUAUGAUCCUUCAAUUCUAGGCCGGGCUAUUAUAGAUAUUUGUCUUUUAAAACCCAAUUCUAGAAAACUAGAAACAGAAGCGGAUUAUAUAGGAUUAAUACUUAUGAGUGAAGCAUGUUAUGAUCCUAAUGAAGCACCUCGUCUUUGGAAAAGAAUGUCUAUUUCAGAAACUAAAACACCUCCAAAAUGGCUUAGUACACAUCCUACACAUGAUAACCGUAUUACUAAAAUUAAUGAAUGGAUGCCAGAAGCUUACAAUAAAUAUGUAGAAAACGAUUGUUCUAAAUAUUCCAAGAGGUUUUUUAGGCCAUUUAGUUAUUUCUAA